CGUACUGAUGUGGUUCAUGCUGUGUAGCCAACUGUUGUUUUGCUGCAGCACUCAGCUGACGUUUGUCGCUAAUUAUAAUGCGACGUGUGACAGACUUUAGAGCCUUUUUCGAAGCACUCAUACUGCAUAAAGCAGCUUUGUGUUAGGAACUCCGAAGUGUUAUGGUUUGUUACUGGCAGCCAAGGACAGGCGAGGUUCUCGGCGUGUAGAACGAGGCGAAAAGGAGGCUAGCCCAAGAACGACAAUGUCACGGGACAUAGCCAGGGAAAAUCGGUUGGUGAAAUCAGUCUCAAAGCUUUAUCCACUCCUGGAGCUGGAAUGUGAAGGCAAGCGUGCAACACUCAUUGGCGGUCAUGAGGACAACAUCGACAGCAUCAACGUGCUGGCGGAGGGGCAGGUGCUGCUCAUCAGCGAGUGGGCGCUGGAGCACUGCCUGCGCCUGCCCGAGAGCAGCUCCCGCAGCGCCGCGCAGGAGCGGCAGCUGACGCUGGAGAGUGUGCAUGUGGUGGCGUACGGCAGCCAGCAUGUGGCCAAGACCCCGCUGCUGCAGUGGUGUCGCGCCAUGUGCAAGGAGGCGGGUGUGCAGCGGCUGCGCCCAGGCACCCCGCUGCUGGUAUUCUGGUGGGACGUGCAGCAGCAGCAGGACAAGCCGCACGCGCGCGGCAAGACCUGGUGGCCCCUGUCGUACGAGCCCAGGCACCCUGAGCACGGCGUCUGGUUCUCAGCGCGGGUGGAGCGGUACGACCCCCGGCGCUGCACGCUACAUAUCAAGUACGACUACAACCACCCCGACCCGCUGGAAGACGGGGAGCUGCUGCUGCCGCUCAAUUACGUGCACUUUGGGGACUCGCCGCCCCCGCCGGGCGGCACCGCGCAGGUGCUUCCCCCGCCCUGGAAGCCCCCCGCGUGUGCCCCGCAGCCCCGACCUGCGCCCGCUUCGGCAGGGGACCAGCAGCAGGAGCAGCAACAGGAGCGAGCAAAGAAGCAGCGGAGGGAAGAGCAACCAAGGCAGCAGCAAAAGGAACAAACGACCGGCCAACAGGCGUCACACCAGCAGCAGAAGCCGCAGCCAGGAUCAUCUGCGGCAGCAGCGCAACCAGCGCCUGCUGCUGCUGCUGCCGCUGCUGCUGCUGCUGCUGCUACGAAACCUAAGCUCGUGAAACCAGGGGCUGCUGCAGCUGCUGCAACCGGCCCUGCUGCUGCCGGCACCAAGCGAGCCGCCCCGGAGUCCCCUGCAGCCCCAACUGGGGUGGUGCGGCAGGCAGGGAGCGGCAGCACGAGUGGAGAGGACGCCAAGCUGCCCAGUGCGAAGCGCGCCAAGACCGCUGACAGCCAGCCCACCAGGAAGGCCCAGGAUGCUCCCGCCAAGCCAGGCUCUGCUGCGAAGUCGCUGGGAGGACAGCAGCAGCAGGAGCAGCGGUCAGGGCCACAGCAGCAGCCUCCACAGCAGCAGCAACAGCAGCAGCGGGCAGCUAAGCAGUCCGCCAGCGGUGCUGCUGCUGCUGCCUCCAAGGCAUCACCUGCUGCCGGCACGGCGCCUCCGCCUGUUGCUGCUGCUGGCGCUGCUGGCGCUGCUGCUGCUGCUGCUAGGAAGACGGUGCCCGCUGCUGCUGUGAGCCUGCCGGCAGCUGAGGCUGAGGGCGCACCCACUGCACCCAAGGCAGCUGCACACAACACCCAGGAACCGGCGCGGAAGCAGCAGCAGCAGGCGUCCACGACUGCAAAGACGCAACCCUCGGCCCCGUCAUCAGCAGCAGCAGCAGGAGGAGGAGGCGGAGGCACGCAGGAGGACCAACAGCAGCAGCCAGCCGCCAAGCCGCCCAAGCCGCCCCCAGCCCAACCACCCACCAGGCCCCAAGGCAAGCCACCCGCGGCAGCAACAGCAGCCACAGCGGCUGCAGCUGCAGCGCCUAAAGCAGCAACAGCAGCAGCACCCUCCUCGUCCGCCCCGGCAGCAGGUGAUGCGGCCAAGGCAAAGGCAGCCAAGAAGCCCUCCCAACCGGGCAAGCCACGCGCAGCUACGGAUGCGGGCGCCCCGGCUGCAGCUGCUGCGGCUGCUGGUUCCAAGUCCCGGCCUAGCUCUGAGCCGGCUCCGCAAGCAGCAGCAACUGGAGCAGCCGCAGCCAAGGUACGGCCGGAGGCAGGUGGUGGUGGUGGUGGUGGUGGUGCAGCAGCAGCCCCUCCGGCUGCAGCUGGUGCCGCUACCUCCGCCACCACCACCACCUCAGCAGCAGCAGCCGGUGCCCCCAAGCGGAAGCGCAGUAGCAAUCAGGGCGGGGGAGGAGGAGGAGGAGGCAGCAGCCGCUCGCCCUCACCCUCCACAGCUUCUCUGCCGCUAUCCCACCCGCCGCCAUCCAAGACGGCCUCUGCAGGCAAGCCGCCGCAGCAGCCGUCAAAGCAGCGCGCAGCCGCUGCCGACCGCCAGUCGUCGCAGCAGCUGCGAGAUGAGGAUAAAGAUGCCGGUACUGGCGAUGGUGGUGGUGCGGGGCCAAGCAAGAGUGUGCGCCGCGGCAGCGACUCUGCAGGGGCCGGGCCCAGCGGCGGCCACCCGGGCGCCAGGGGGGGAGUCACCACGGGCGGUACGGCAGGGGGCGGUACGGCAGGGGGCGACCCGCAGCACGGGGCGCUGUUGGAACCGGACCUCAGCCUGGGCCCCAGCAGCCGCAUCCGCUGGCCGGGACAGGGGCGUGUGGCGCCGCGGAAGGUGGUGGAGCUCGCGGCUCGGCUGGCCUGCAGGCGCGCAGUCUACCCGCUGGCAAACCCGCUGUGCCACGGGCAUGCCAAGGCGCAGGAGGCGAGGGCGGCUGCGGCGGCUGUCAGGAGGGAGGCAGCGGCUGGUAUUCCUGCUGCUGCUGCGGCGGCGGCGGUGCCAGCGGGGAAUGAUGGUGGUGGUGAUGGUGGUGGUGGUGGUGCUGCUGCUGCCGAGGAGGCUGUGGAGGCGGUCCCCGUGCAGCUGCAGCCUCCGCCGCCCCUGGGGGACAGCGACGAUGAGGAGCAUCUGCAGCACUUCCUAUCCGCCCAGCGACCGCAAGCCUCCCCGCCGCCCCACGCCACCACACCAGCCACCACAGCUGCCGCCGGCACCUGCAGCGCUCCUCAGCUCGGUCAGCCACUGCCGCCAGCAACAGCGGUGGUGGUUGCACCUGCUGCAGCGGCGGCGGAGACCUCGGCAACGGCAACUGGAGCCGCCGCAGCUGCCGGAGCUGAGCAUCCCGCCACCACCGCUGCUAUGGAGGUGGAGGCAGCCGGCCAGCCAGGUGCUGUCGAGCACCCAGCCGCCACCGCUGCUGCUGCUGCUGUCGCUCCGGAACCCCAAGAACCCGCGGAUCAUGUUGAUGCCAUGCUCACAGACGCCCCCUCGGCACCUCCCACACCCGACACCGUCCCCCCGGCUGCCGCCGACAACGCCGCAACCAACGCCACUGGUGCUGAGGCCGCGGCUGGUGCCACGUCCGCUGCCCCUGCUACGCCGCCUCCUCCUGCUGCUGCGGAUGCGUCGCCUCCUGCUGCUGCUGCUGCUGCUGCUGCUGCUGCUGUGGAUGCUGCUCCCGCCCCCACGCUGGCUGGGUCGUUGCGGGCGCUCCGAGGGGCGCUGCAGGAGCUGGCCUCCUCCCCCGGGCUGGUACGGCAGCCGCUGCACGCCUCCCCAGGACUGAAGGAGGGAGGGGAGGCGGCGGAGGGGCAGGCCGCUGCGGCUGCGGCUCUAGACUUGAUGGAGGUGGAGGUGGAGAGGGCCGAGGUGGAGGAGGUGGGAGUGGGGCCGGAGAAGGGCAUGCAGCAGCACCAGCAGGAGCUGGUGACUUCCCGGCUGACGUCAUUCAAGGUGUGCACCGCAGCCGCUGCUGAUGCCGCUGUUGAUGCUGCUGCUACGGCUGCUGCUGCGAUUGCAACCGGAGGCGUGGGAGUCGAUCAGCAGGAGCAGACGCAGGAGCAGGAGCCCGCUGCUGCUACUGCUGCUGCAGGCACUGGCGCUACAGUAAUGGCGGCGGCGACAGGGGAGGUGCGGCAGGGGUUUGUGGAUGACGAUUGUGACGAGUUCGGUUUCUUCGACAGUGGGGACUACCGCAUCGUGUUGCCGCCGCCGGAGCGGCUGGCGGCCUAUGAGGCCCUGGCGCGGGAG
Astrephomene gubernaculifera is the source of this 4120-nucleotide messenger RNA. The record is from the annotation of a GenBank genome assembly. NCBI's taxonomy places the organism in Eukaryota, Viridiplantae, Chlorophyta, Chlorophyceae, Chlamydomonadales, Astrephomenaceae.